Messenger RNA from Baudoinia panamericana UAMH 10762, 1800 nucleotides. RefSeq lists its product as uncharacterized. The transcript is spliced from 2 exons. The coding region runs from base 1 to 1800 and encodes 599 amino acids. NCBI's taxonomy places the organism in Eukaryota, Fungi, Ascomycota, Dothideomycetes, Mycosphaerellales, Teratosphaeriaceae. The record is from RefSeq and is a predicted model, not a curated record. Gene Ontology annotation, molecular function: flavin adenine dinucleotide binding; monooxygenase activity.
AUGUCGCAGCCUCAGCGGACCCCUUUGGCCAGGUUCGAGGACAUACCUGGCAAAUUACCCGAGUCCAGUGUACCUGGCAGCGUCGAUUUUCAGACUCUCGCGGAUCAGGCUGUUGAGAAGCUCAACAACCUGACGCCCGACAAUGUAACGGAAAGUGUUGUAUGGCGAGACCUCUUAAGCUUUACCGGCACCUACCGCACAUUCAACUCCCGCGCAAACGUUGUCAACACCCUGCGGGAUCUCCGCCAGUCAAGGAGAUGCUCAGCUUUCUAUGCUCUAGGCUCGGGUGUUCGGACGGAGCGCUCUCUCAGUGACAUUAGCUGGUGUGACGUUGAUGUCUUGUUCGAUGUACAAAUCGACGGCCUUGCUGGGAAGGGGCGAGGUAUCGUGUCUCUGGCAUGCUGUGCAGACGGCCAAUGGCGUAUAUGGAUGCUCAGGACAUGGCUGGAAUGCUUUGAAGGGCAUGGGCAUCCAGACGUACCAGUGUCUGACGGCAUAAUACGGGUCGAUAGCGGCAACAGUGCAUCCCGCUCGCCGAACACCGACUACGAUGUUGUGAUCGUAGGCUCUGGGCAGAGUGGAUUGUCGACGGCAGGACGCUUGAAAGCCUUGGGUAUCCGGUAUGUUGUCCUGGAGAAACGACCAGAAGUCGGCCAUGUCUGGGCAUCUCGCUACGAGUCACUGCGUUGGCACACGUCCAAACAUUAUGGCAGCUUGCCAUUCGGCCAUUCUUAUCCGGACGAAGACGACUACAUGCUGCCAGCCAAGCGUAUCGGCGCCGGUCACAAGGCUUGGUCCGAAAAGUACGACAUCAAUGUACGGACAAGUACUGCCGUUGACGCAGCCAGCUACGAUGCCGAGUCGCAAACAUGGACAGUCCGAGCAUCAACGCCUGAAGCCCAGCAAACUUUCACGACUCGCAACCUAGUACUCGCGAUAGGUACCGGCCACUUGACACCAGUGGUCCCAGAGUGGGCAUCUCCGGAGAAGAUCGCGUCUAGCGGCUUCAAAGGGACCAUCUUGCACGGGAGCAACUACAAAAACUGUACCCUGUUCGCUGGCAAGCGCGGCGUCGUCGUCGGCACGGCCAACACCGCCCACGAUGUGGCGGAAGACAUGGCCAAUGUGGGCAUGUCUACAACACUUGUACAGCGAGGCGCCACAUUCAUCUUCCCAGCCGAAUGGCUCCAUCACGCGGAGGACGUGCAUUACAACCCCAAUGUGGACCCAGCGGAAGCAGAUCGGAUCUCUUUCACGCAUCCCAACAAGAUCAUGCGCGAGCUUGUUAACCGGGCUGUCUUCGCAGGAAUCAAGGCGAAUCCGGAUCGCUUCGAUGCACUAGAGAAGGCGGGCUUCAAGCUCGACCGUUAUGGCGACAUCUACAAUAAUCUGUAUGUACGCUUUGGCGGGCACUACGUGGACAUUGGAGCUUCAGAGCGCAUUGCAAAAGGUGAGAUCAAGGUCACAUCUCGGCCAGUCAAGAAGAUGUACAAGGAUGGCCUGGUGUUCGAGGACGGUGGCGAGCUGCCAGCGGACUUGAUCGUGCUGUGCACUGGCUUUGACCAUGACUUCCGCAAGGACGCUGCACGCAUUGUGGGUGCAGACGUCGCGGAUCAGAUGGACGACUUCUGGGGAGUUGAUGCCGAAGGGGAGGUUAGGGGCCAUGCGAAGAUUGCUGGUCAUCCGCAUCUCUACUACCACGGUGGUGACAUCCGCAUGGCUCGUUUCUACUCGAGGUUUCUCGCGCUACAGUUACAGGCUGAUGCACUCGGGCGGCCAUUGCAACCUUAUGUAGGCUAG